AUGAAGCUCUCCACUCUCCUUGUCCCCAGCAUGCUCCUCGCCGGUGCCAUCGCUGGCCCCACCCCCAAGAAGCGCGACCUCGAAGAUUACGAAGAGAUCCUCGACGUGGCCAUCGCCCAGAUCGACGUCGCAGCCGCCGACCUCAACGGCUACAUCGCCGGAACCGUCCCAGGAACCACCGUUCAAGCCUCCGCCGAGGUGCUCGUGGAUCUCCUCAACGAUGCCGCGACCGCCGUCGCGACCUUCGACCCGCUGACCGUCCUCGAGACCUUCCAGCUCAUCUCGCGCGUUACGAGCCUUGUCAACGACGUUGACGACUUGGCUGAUACUAUCAUCGACGCGGAGGACGAGUUUAUCGCUGAUGGAUUGAACGACGAGGUCCUUGCUACCCUCUACGACUUUAGGGAUGCCGGCGAGGCGCUGCGGGAUGCGCUUACUCCCAAGGUUCCUGCUGGACUUCAGUCGACUGCCAAUGCUCUUGCGGAUCAGGUUGUUGCGGACCUCGAGCGGGUCAUUACUGCUUAUACUGACUGA
Aspergillus calidoustus is the source of this 534-nucleotide messenger RNA. Lineage: Eukaryota; Fungi; Ascomycota; Eurotiomycetes; Eurotiales; Aspergillaceae. The record is from the annotation of a GenBank genome assembly.